Acipenser ruthenus (sterlet) is the source of this 1489-nucleotide messenger RNA. RefSeq names its product uroplakin-3a-like. Lineage: Eukaryota; Metazoa; Chordata; Actinopteri; Acipenseriformes; Acipenseridae. The coding region runs from base 187 to 1002 and encodes 271 amino acids. The transcript has 7 exons. The record is from RefSeq and is a predicted model, not a curated record.
CCUGCGUGCGUAAUUGCAUUCACAUUAAUAAUAAUGUAGAGCAGGAGUGUAAUUCAGGGUUCAUUUUCCACAGUUAACAUCCUCCAUUAAAAAAAAAAAGAUACAACGUGUUUUUAUAGCGUCGUUUAUUUUAAAAUGUUUUACACGUUUCUCAUUUGGUAGUGUGUGUAUGUUUAAUGGUUAAAAAUGAAAAGGUCGUGGGUGAUCACUUUGUGCGUUCUCGUGGAAUUCUGUUCAGCACAAACCCACAGAAUUGCUACUAAGCCCGUGGUUGCAUCUCCAAGAUUAUUUCAGUACAACCCCACGCAGAGCACCGUUUCCCUGGAAAAGCCGUUUUGUGUGUUUGACAGUUUCAGCCCGACCAGUACAAUGAAAGUAGACGUGUAUGUUGUGGUCAGUUCAGUCGCCUCUUCCUCCUUUACCCCUGGAAAGACCUACAGAGAGACGAAGGUGGGCGAGACUGAGCCUUACCAAGCAGUGUCCUUCAGCAUCCCCAACUGCUCCUCCCCUCCCAAGUUCACAGACCUGCUGAUCCUCAGCAAGGUGGACAAAACCUUGAAUGAUUACCUGGUGCGAAUUGGGAGUCACCCCACCUGUGCUGGAGAUCCUGGUGCCACGGUGCUCUGCAAUGGCCCCCUUGCCAUGGGAACGGCUUACAGGUUUAAGUUUUUGCUGGUUGAUGGGACGACAACCAAAGCAGAGACUGCUUGGUCUGAGCCAAUCGUAACCAGAAACGCCCAGCACCAAGAGGACCUGGAUGACUGGAUUGGGAAGAGGUCUGGGGCUAUGGUGGUAAUCACCAGCGUGCUGAGCUCAUUCACCUUCAUACUUAUCUGCCUGCUCAUCGCUGUGGGGGUGUAUGACCUUGUGUAUCGUGCGACCGGUUCGCAGGACGUGACCACUGGUAGGACCCAGACUUUUGAGAGCUCCCACUUGACGGUGAACCAGCAUGUCUCUGUUGGAGAUGCUGGGGACAGAUACUCCAGCAACGCCCAACCCUAGAGAGGUGACAGGUGCUCCCCUGGAGGAGUGCAUUGUAGCUGAGACAAAUUAACUGCAUCAUUUUCUUUCUUGAAGAUCAUCGGUUUUGAUUGUGUUGGGGUACAGGACUUGUCAACCUGCUGCUGAAUCAUGACUCCCAGGAAUUUUUAGCAAUUUAUCAAUAGAGAUCUAUUUGAAAUAUUUGCAGAUCCUUAAUGAACUUAAACAAGUAAUGGAUGUCACUAUAGAAGGAAGGGAAGGGAAGGGAAGGGAAGGGAAGGGGGGGGUGCAGUAAUAAGAUUUAUACAGCUAAUGAGGUUGGAAGAUUGGUUUUAGCACUCAUUUAACUGGUAAACUGAUCUUUCACCACUUUGUAUGAAUUUAAUCAGCAUUUUUGUAUUCCAUGCAUGUGUUUUUGUUCAUUCUGAUGAUCACCUAUUGUAUAAUGUAAACGUUCCCUAAUAAAACUUUGAAUAUUUAUUUUUGAUUAAAAAAAAAAUUUCUUGUA